This is a messenger RNA of Salvelinus sp. IW2-2015, 1596 nucleotides long. The record is from RefSeq and is a predicted model, not a curated record. NCBI's taxonomy places the organism in Eukaryota, Metazoa, Chordata, Actinopteri, Salmoniformes, Salmonidae.
CUAACCCUGCUGGCUGUGCUACUGGAGAAGAAGAAGGGUGCCGCAGUGGAGAUUGCCUCCAGUGGUAUCGUUCCCAUCCUGGCCCAGUCCCUCAGGAAGAAGAGUCUCCUCACCAACCAGGUGGCACUGGUGGUGGCAGAAAUGGCCAGGGAAGCGGCCGUGAGGGACACGUGCAUUGAGGCGGGGCUAGUGAAGGUUCUGGUGCCCCUGCUGAACAGUGCAGAUGAGGAACUGUUGCUCCACACUGGAAGAGCCAUCGGACGCAUCUGCUUCGACAACACGGCCCAGCAGGAUCAGCUGGUGCAGAGUGGGGUGAUCCCCAGGCUGGUGGCCAUCAUGAGGGAGUAUCCAGAGAAUGACCCACUGGUCAACGUGUGUCUGCUGGCCCUSUGUAACCUGGCCGACAUGGACACGGCGCGGGAGGCGCUGGUAGAGGUGGGCGUGGCAGAGGUGCUGACAGCCCAGCUGAAACGGGCUCCUGACGCAGAGAGAAGACACAUCAUACUGGAGGUUCUGGGAUCACUGGGAGAGAGUGACGUGCUAAAGCUGCAGUUUGUGGAGUCGGGGGUGCCUAAGGCUCUGUCUGAGAUGAUUCGAGGUCUACAGGGUGGCUCUGAUCCCCAUGAUCUCUGCAGCAUCAAGAUCGGCUCCAACCUCAUCGUGUCUCUCCUGCUGGGAGAUGAGUCCAUGCAGAAGUGUUUCGGCGAGGGCACAGGAGUGGUGUACCAGGACGUGCUCUCCUGGCUGCAGUCCUCCAACACUCAGCUGCAGCUGUCUGGAGCCCUGGCCAUCGCCAAUUUUGCCAGGAACGACAGUAACUGUGUGAAGAUGUUGGAGCUGGGGGUGGUUCCACAUAUCCUGACCCUGCUAGAGCAGCAUGUGGACGAAGGCGACGUGUCCGUCCAGCAUGCCGGACUGAGCGCUCUCAGAAACCUGGCCAUCCCAGCCACUAAUAAGGUGAGGAUGCUGAAGGACGGGGUGACAGAGAGAAUCAGGACCUUGCUGCGCUCUGACAUGCCCCCAGUGCAGUUCAAACUGUUGGGCACCCUGCGCAUGAUGGUGGAUGGCCAAGAGGAGGCAGCUACAGUGCUGGGCAAAGAUGAGGUUCUGUUGGCGAGGGUCAUGGAGUGGUGUGAGGCAAGGGACCAUGCAGGGGUCAGGGGAGAGGCAAACCGCCUCCUGGCUGCCCUUAUUAGACACAGUCGUGCUCCGGAAGUCAUCAACGCUGUAACCAAAGCAGAUGGGGUGCGUCACCUCAUCUCCAUGGCAACCAGUGAACACGUCAUCAUGCAGAAUGAAGCCCUGGUUGCCCUGGCGAUUGCAUCUGCCAUUGACAUUGACUCCAUGCAGAAUCAUUCCAGGAGGCAGAGCUCUUGCCUACACUGCAGAAGAUGCUGGAAGACCCAGUGGGGGCAGUGGAGGUCAGUUCAGCGCCUAGGCCUCAUCUGUAGCCUGGCAACUCCAGUAGGCAUGAUGAAGGAAGAAAUGGAAUCUCUUAACCUGAAGGAGACGCUCAACAAGCUCUCUGGUCACUCCAGCACCAAGCUAGCCACACAGGCCGACACAGUGCUGGCCAUGCUCUCUGAAACCAGCUAG